Molecule: messenger RNA, 1708 nt
Organism: Nematolebias whitei (Rio pearlfish)
Lineage: Eukaryota; Metazoa; Chordata; Actinopteri; Cyprinodontiformes; Rivulidae
Gene: gdpgp1
Product: GDP-D-glucose phosphorylase 1
Exons: 2
Coding region: 118-1212 (364 amino acids)
Biological process (GO): glucose metabolic process
Cellular component (GO): cytoplasm
Molecular function (GO): GDP-D-glucose phosphorylase activity
Source: RefSeq, a predicted model, not a curated record
AAGACUUCAAGGAUUCAGAAUCAACGGGAGUGAGAGUUCUCUGUUUUUAAUGCAAUAAAUAUGUUCUCAGUUUGAAGACGUUGACCUUAACUCGACGGUUAAUUAAAAGAUCCAACCAUGACGCUGCAGUUUACGUACAGCCGCCAGGACUUUGUCACAGAUGUGAGACGAAGGAGUGAAAAUUGUCCGGAAAGGGUGCCACCGCCUACGAGGUUUGACACAGUCAUCCAAGAUGGCUGGACAGACAGGAUGGACAGAGGGCUUUUCCGCUAUCAUCUGGGUGACGUAGAAACUCGCAUCCUGCCAGGCUCUUGUGGCUAUGUGGCUCAGCUAAAUAUUCAGCGAGGAAAAGAAAGAAGAAAACCUCAGGAGAUACUAAACAUUAAGCAGGAGUUCAUUCCAAGUCAGUUUAACUUUAACAAAAUCAAUCCUGAUGAAAUUAUAUUUGAGAUGAUAAAAACCACAGAUGCAGGCUUAGAGAUGUCUGACGGACAGGUGCCUCAAACCUGCAGGACAGUUGUGCUGAUCAAUGUGAGCCCGUUGGAGUUUGGACAUUGUCUCUUUGUACCGGAUCCUUCAUGCUGUUUCCCACAGAUCCUGACAAGAACCGCAGUCCAGGUCGGUAUUGAGUCCGUGCUCUUGAGCUCCGACCCCAGUUUUUGUGCGGGGUUCAACAGUCUUGGAGCCUUUGCAUCUGUCAAUCAUUUACACCUUCAUGGGUAUUACUUAGACCACAAGCUUAAGAUAGAAUCUAGCCCAGUGAAGCCUUUGGUACCUGAAAAAAGAUUUUAUCGCAUACAGGAUUUCCCGCCAGGAUUUAUGUUUUACGCAGAAUCCGAGGAGGUGGAGAAUGUAGCAAGAAGCAUCUGUCAAGUCACAGACUUUCUUGUGGGUGAAAACAUUACUCACAAUCUGUUCUUUACAAGAGGAUGUCCGCCAUGUGAUCACAUAAAGGGCACAAAGGAUUGCAGUUUAAGAAAUGGUGUCCGGGUUGCCAUCUGGCCCAGAAAAGCCUGCUUUGGUACUAAAGAGGAAACUGACAUGUGUGUUGCUCUUUGUGAGCUGGGAGGACAUUUACCAUUUAAAAGCAAAAAGGAGUAUGAGUGUGCCACGGAACAAGAUGUUGUGAAGAUAGUACAGAGUUAUCUUCUACCCGAUGAUGAGUUUGACACAUUGGAGCGGCAGCUCUCAAAUCAUUUAUUGGCAUCAUAAUGCACGGAAAGGAAUUUUAAAAAGAACACAUUCAGUACAUGGAUUUCUUUUCUUUCCGAACUAGAAGUUAAAUUUUAGUUCAGUGCUCUCCCGUUUUGGUGGCAAAAAGUUUCAUAAAGUAUUUCCGGUGUACAAGACUUGGUAAAAAAAAAAAAAAAAAAUCAGUUAUUGUGAUUUCCAUGGAAACAGUUAAAAACUAUCAACGAAAAGUAUGCAGUUUAAAUUGACGCUGUAUUUUAAUGCAUUUUCUUUUUUGAAAUGUGCUUUUUUUCUGGUUUACAAAGAAAUCACAAAGUACUUUGAUAUACACAAUGAUUACAAACAUUAUAUUUAGCUAAAUAUCAUUGUGGUUUAAAAGACAAAGAAUGAAACCCAUCUGUACAAACACGAUGAGCGAGCUGGAUGUUGAACUCCUUGUGCAUGUGGAUACUGUACGUGUAUGAAUAUGCUAUUUUUACUUGCUAUAUGAUGUUGAAUUUUGCAAGGACGAAAAAAG